Rhizophagus irregularis DAOM 181602=DAOM 197198 is the source of this 1776-nucleotide messenger RNA. RefSeq lists its product as uncharacterized. The record is from RefSeq and is a predicted model, not a curated record. Lineage: Eukaryota; Fungi; Glomeromycota; Glomeromycetes; Glomerales; Glomeraceae.
ACUUUUUCAAAAAACUUUUCUAUCCUCGAAAAUUUAUAAAGUGAAAAAUCAAAUGCGGGAUGAUACAAUAAGAAUGGAUGAACAAAAUCUUCGUUCGUCGCAAGCUAGUGGAAGUGAAAGGUUCGACACCAACAAUUCAGAAUUUAGAAAUCGACGUCGACCUUCUAUACAAUCUCAAUCUACCGUUGAAGACCACCGUAACCAAAUUAAUCAAAAUAGACGUAGAAUAAUUCCUUGUGGAAGGCGUUGUAUAAUUUUGACUAUUUUUAUUAUUAUAAUUACGAUUUAUGUGUUCAUUCCUUUCAAAUCUUUCAAACAUGUGACUUUUAUGAAAGAAGAUAAUUCAGAAUCGGAUGAAUCAGAUUCGAUUUUUGAAAAUUUGGCUAAAAUGGCAGAAUCUACCUCAAAGAAAAUUGACGAAUUCGAUAUUCCGGGAACGUCAGUCAUGAACAAAUAUCGCGCUGUAUUUAUUAAUCUUGGAGCACUUUUGAAUCGUAGUGAUGUAAUUAUCAAUAAUGGUGCUCAGAUUUCUCGAGUUCUCUUUGAGCUUUCAGAUCAUUAUAGAGAAGCUGGAAAAGAAAUCUUGGGAUUUAGAAGACAAGCUGAUUCUUUUUUCGAAUCUCUUUCUAGUGAACUAGAUGAUGUUUUGGAUAUUGUAAAUAAAAAAGAAAAUUUCUGGACAAAUGAUCUCGAUAUGGAUGACAUUAUCUCUGUCAAACAAAGAUUAAGAGUAUUGCAAAGUAUUGUGCCUGAUUUACGAGUACAAUUAGGACGUGUAAUCAAAGCUCUGAAAAAUAUUGAAGAAAAGUCAGUUCAUACUCAAGGUUAUUUGAUGACCGGAGAGAAAGAAGCACAGGAAGUGUUAAAACAACACUGGCUUGGAAGUAUUGCUGAUUAUAAUGGUCGGGCUCGGGCAGAAGAAGAGAGAAAACAAGUGCUAUAUGUACUUCAAUUAUUGAAAGAUAUGUUACCAAAUCUUUUUGAUUUUCAAGAUUUUUUAGAGGAAUAUGAUAAACAAUUGCAAGAAGUUUAUUCCAAGUUUGAAAAUGUUGGCACAAUGUAUAAGCCGUCUAAAAAGGCAUUAAAUAGGCUGAUAAGUGCCGCUAAGAAAUUAGAGACUAGUCAUAGAAAUUUUAAUGGAGAGGAGAAUCGGUUGGGACAAAAACCUAAGGAUCAUCUAUUUCUUGAAGAUGAGAUGAACGCGAUGAAUAGAGAUUGUACUGAGUUCAAUGUUAAAUUCAAAAAAUCUGAUGAUGUUUAUGUUAAUAAAAUUCGUAUUUGGAGUACACACUUUAUUAACGCACUCGCGUUUUACUUUUCUGAUGGUUCUAUUGAAAUGUUUGGGACACCGGGACUUAGCGAGGCCUUUGAUUUCGAAUGGCACAAAGAUGAAAAAAUUAAGCGUUUUGUUUUCAGAUUCGCAUCCGUAGUAUACGGUUUAGAAAUUAUUACAACUGAAGGUAGGAGUACUGGAUGGCAUGGAGGUCAAGGUGGACGAGCUUUCUAUACUGAAUAUGAAUGGGGAAUUGGGGGAUUCGAGGGUUUAUUUGGUAGCUUUUCGAAAUAUAUAUGUAGUUUAGAAGUUUUAUAGUCAAUGGCUAGAUUAUUUUAAGACUAUAAUUUUGAAAUAUCUAUUAUGUUUAUACCGCCAAAAUUUAUUAAAUAUAUAUAUUGUAUAGUUAUGUAUAUAAAGUUUACACAAUAUUUCUUUUGUUUCACAAUAAACCCUCUUAUAAAUAUAGUUAACAUAUAAAAUUCUCUAUAAUAAACGAUGUG